Molecule: messenger RNA, 5375 nt
Organism: Scatophagus argus
Lineage: Eukaryota; Metazoa; Chordata; Actinopteri; Scatophagidae
Gene: jag1b
Product: jagged canonical Notch ligand 1b
Exons: 26
Coding region: 297-3935 (1212 amino acids)
Biological process (GO): cell communication; multicellular organism development; heterophilic cell-cell adhesion
Cellular component (GO): protein-containing complex; plasma membrane
Molecular function (GO): calcium ion binding; Notch binding
Source: RefSeq, a predicted model, not a curated record
UCAGUCAGUCAGCAGUGGGCUCGGCUGCCGCAUGGCCACUGUGUGAAAACUUUCUUCAACACGCGCACACACAGACACACACACGCAAAGUGGAAACUGUCGGAUAACGAAGAAGAACAGACGCUCGGAGAGGUUGAGGGACAUACUAGGAAGAGGUCUUGAAUGAAUGUGGAACUUGUGCUCCGCUUAUCAAAGUGUCGUUUCCCACUCGUGCAUGUUUAAACCAGAGGAGAGCUCUGGUGCCGUGUGUCGGCCAGACGACUAGUACAAACGAGUGGCAACAGCAGUCCGGAGGCAUGAUUUUGAGACGGGGCUCAGUCCUUGCUGCCUUUUUGCUCUGCUUUCUGGCGAAGGUGUCGCAGGGAUCUGGACAAUUCGAGUUGCAAAUCUUAUCGAUGCACAUUGUAAACGGAGAGCUGCUGAACGGCAUGUGUUGUGACGGCACACGGAACACGGCGGAUCGAAAAUGCACACGGGACGAGUGCGAUACGUUUUUUAAAGUUUGCCUGAAGGAAUACCAGUCGAGGGUUUCUGCUGCAGGGCCCUGUAGCUUCGGAAUGGGAUCUACGCCUGUCCUCGGAGGGAAUACCUUUUCUUUCAAGAGCUCUGUCAGGAAUGACAAAUCCAGGAUAGUUUUGCCCUUCAGUUUUGCCUGGCCGAGGUCCUACACUUUGAUAGUGGAAGCCUUGGACUUCAAUAAUGAAACCAGUGGUGCUGAUGGGAAGUUAAUAGAGAAAGCCUCUCUCUCUGGCAUGAUCAAUCCCAGCCCACACUGGCAGAAGAUGACUCACAAUGGUCCUGUAGCCCAGUUCGAGUACCAGAUCCGGGUCAGCUGUGACGAGCACUACUAUGGCUUUGGUUGCAACAAGUUUUGUCGGCCCAGGGAUGAGUUCUUCGGGCAUUACACAUGCGACUACAAUGGAAACAAGACCUGUCUGGAAGGCUGGUCUGGACCUGACUGCAACACGGCUAUAUGUCGACAAGGCUGCAGCACUGAACACGGAUCAUGUAAGGAGCCAGGAGGAUGCAGGUGUCUGUAUGGCUGGCAGGGCCAGUACUGUGACAAGUGCAUCCCGCACCCUGGCUGUGUACAUGGCACCUGCGUAGAGCCCUGGCAGUGUCUGUGCGACACCAACUGGGGCGGCCACCUUUGUGAUAAAGAUCUGAACUACUGUGGCACUCACCAGCCGUGCCUGAAUGGAGGGACAUGCAUCAACACAGGACCUGACAAGUACCAGUGUACCUGCGCUGAGGGCUAUUCUGGUGCCAACUGUGAAAGAGCGGAACAUGCCUGCCUGUCCAAUCCAUGCGCUAAUGGAGGAAGCUGUUCAGAAACCAGUCAGGGCUACGAAUGUCAGUGUGCACCAGGCUGGAGCGGUCCCUCCUGCACCAUCAAUGUUGACGACUGCGCUCUGAACCCCUGCAAUCAUGGAGGUACCUGUCAGGAUCUGGUUAAUGGUUUCAAGUGUCACUGUCCUUCACAGUGGAUAGGGAAGACUUGUCUGAUAGAUGCCAAUGAAUGCGACAGCAAGCCUUGUGUCAAUGCCAACUCAUGCCGCAACUUGAUUGGUGGAUACUUCUGUGAGUGUGUUCCUGGUUGGACGGGGCAGAACUGCGACCACAAUAUAAACGACUGCAAGGACCAGUGCCAGAAUGGAGGAACUUGCAAGGACUUGGUAAAUGGUUAUCGUUGCAUGUGCCCGCCAGGCUUUUCCGGCGAGCAUUGCGAGAGGGAUGUCGAUGAAUGUGCGAGCUCGCCGUGCCUAAAUGGCGGACGCUGUCAGGACGAAGUGAACGGCUUCCAGUGCCUUUGUCUGGCUGGUUUUUCAGGAAAUCUCUGCCAGCUGGAUAUCGAUUACUGCUCUCCCAACCCGUGUCAGAAUGGAGCGCCCUGCUUCAACCUGGCCACAGACUACUACUGCGCUUGUCCAGAGGACUACGAGGGCAAAAACUGCUCUCACCUCAAAGACCACUGUCGCACCACCACUUGUAAAGUGAUUGACAGCUGCACUGUUGCUGUGGCGUCCAACAGCACGCCGGGAGGAGAGCGCUACAUUUCUUCGAAUGUGUGUGGACCUCACGGCCGCUGCCGCAGCCAGGCCGGGGGCCAGUUCACCUGCGAGUGCCAGGAGGGCUUCAGGGGGACCUACUGUCAUGAGAACAUCAAUGACUGUGAGAGUAAUCCAUGCCGGAAUGGGGGCACCUGCAUCGACAAAGUCAGCGUGUACCAGUGCAUCUGCGGCGACGGAUGGGAGGGCGAGCACUGUGAGAUCAACAUUGAUGACUGCCGCACCAACCCGUGUCGAAAUGGAGGGACAUGUCGAGACCUGGUGACUGAUUUCUUUUGCGAGUGCAAGAAUGGCUGGAAGGGAAAGACUUGCCACUCCCGUGAAAGUCAGUGCGAUGAAGCCACAUGCAACAAUGGAGGCACCUGCCACGAUGAGGGCGACACGUUCCAGUGCAACUGUUCCCCAGGGUGGGAGGGAACGACGUGCAAUAUAGCCAAAAACUCAAGUUGUCUUCCAAACCCAUGUGAGAAUGGAGGUACCUGUGUGGUGACUGGGGAGUCGUUCACUUGUGUCUGCAAAGAAGGCUGGGAGGGUCUCACAUGCACCCAGAAUACCAACGACUGCAGUCCACACCCAUGCUACAACAGCGGAACCUGCGUGGACGGGGAUAACUGGUACCGGUGCGAGUGCGCCCCAGGCUUCGCUGGUCCAGACUGUCGGAUCAAUAUUAAUGAGUGCCAGUCCUCUCCAUGUGCCUUUGGCUCCACUUGUGUGGAUGAGAUCAACGGGUAUCGCUGCCUGUGUCCAACAGACAGGACUGGUCCUCACUGUCAAGAAGCGACAAGAAAACAUUGCUCUGUUAAUGGACAAGUCACCCUUGAUGGAGCCAAAUGGGACGAAGACUGCAACACCUGCCACUGUUCCAAUGGGAAAGUUGUGUGCACAAAGAUGUGGUGUGGUCCUACGUCAUGCCAACUGGGUGUCAAAGGUCGAGGUGGGUGUCCUUCAGGCCAGAGCUGCGUCCCCAUCAGGGAGGGCCACUGCUUUGUGAAGCCCUGCAUUGGCCUUGGCGAGUGCUGGCGCUCCAACCCUCCCCCGCCUCCCACCAAAUGCCACCCCAGCUCCAGUUACCAGGACAACAGCUGCGCCAACAUCACCUUCACCUUCAACAAGGAAACCAUGUCUCGAGGCUUGACUGUGGAGGAUGUGUGUAAGCAGCUGAGGCGCUUGUACGUAGUAAAGAAUUUCUCCUUGGAGCAUUCUGUGUCCAUAACCUGUGACCCCUCAUUCUCAGCCAGCAACGAGAUCCACGUCUGCAUCUCUACCGAGGACCAUCGUUUGGAUCGGAGCCCAAUUAAAGAGAUCACAGACAGGAUAAUCGACCUGGUUAGCAAACGCAAUGGGAACAACACAAUCAUCACCUCCAUCGUGGAGGUGCGCGUGCCAAGCCCCAGCAAAACUGACUACCUAGUGCCACUCCUCAGCUCCAUCUUCAUCGUCAUCUGGGUCCUUGUGCUGGUCUCUAUUUUGCUGUGGUGCAUGCGGCGCCGGCGGAAACAGAGCAACCACAACGGGACGUCAGCUGCCGGCUCUGAGGACAACACCACCAACAAUGUGCGGGAGCAGCUUAACCAGAUCAAGAACCCUAUAGAGAAGCAUGUGGCCAUCAAAGACUAUGAAAACAAGAACUCCAUCAUUGCCAAAAUAAGGACAAAUCAUCCCGAGGGGGAUGAGGAUGACAAGGAGAGGCACCUACAGAAGGGCCGCUUUGCCAAACAGCCAGCAUACACACUGGUGGAGAGAGACGAGAAGACACCCAUCUCCAAUCCCAACUCCACAUCCAAAAAUCCUAAUUGGACUAAUAAACAGGACAACAGAGACUUGGAGACAGCAAACAGCAUAAACAGGAUGGACUACAUAGUAUAGCAGACAGCUGUGUUGCUGUGCAACCAAGCCUUAUGCCUUCACACCCCGGUGGUGGGUGAAACGGGGGAGCUUUGGCAUGUGUAGUUAGUAAACUGUCAUGUCACUCGUGACCCCUCAGUAUUUUCAGAUAUUCCCCGUGUUAAUUUAAGUUUUGACAAGCUGGCUUACACUGGCAGUGACAGUUGCUUUGUUUGGCUGGAAACACAAGGCACUGGUAUACAUUUCACUGUAGAAUUAAUUGCAAAAGUGUCCUCCUCUGCAUUUCAUCCCCCCCACCCCCUUUUUUAAAAAACAAAAAACAAAAAAAAACAUUUACUGGACACAUAGAAGGGGCUCCAGGGGUGUAAUUGUUGUACAAUGACUAAAAACUACCCGACGUGUUCAACACUAGAGCUAAAUACUUUUAGUAUGUGUUUGAAUUCUUUCUAGUUCCGUUUGGAGAAAGUGCCUUUUCAGCUUUAGACUCAAGCAACUGUCAGAUGAGAAAAAAAGAUCAACUUUAUUAUUUAUUUUUAUUUUGGGUUGGGGAAGGGGAGGGAAGGGCUCAAUGUCAGCAGUUGCUGCCAAUAUGAAGAAUUUAUGUGUCAAUUUAGAACAUGUAGAUAUGUACAUUUUUUUAUUAAUCAUUGUAUAUAUUUGAUUUAUUAACUUAAUAAUCAAGAGCCUUAAGAUAUCAUUCCUUUUUAUUUAUAUGUUCUGUCUAGUUUGAAGGUUUUGACAGCUGUGGAAGCCUACCAUUUCUUUCAAUGACUUUUUUUUUUCCAACGCAUUCUAUAAAAGCCAAAUUUCAAAGAGGACAAAGGAUGGGCACUUUUUGCCUGAAAGAAAAACUUUUUUUUUUCUCCUCACACAUUUGACAUUUCAUUAUUUGUUGCCAGGACCUUGAUAGAAGGCAAGUGAGGUUAAGACGAUGAAAGAUCACGGCUGCUGCGAGGGAUGGACAUGGUGGCAGACAUAUUGCUUGCCACUAAUGGAUUAAUACUUAAGGGAACAAAAAUCCUUCACCAGCUUCAGUUUAACCCAUUGACACAUUUCAAAGACUGUAAAAAUUCACCAGCUUGCGAGGCAAAUCACAUCAAUAUGACACGCCAGAAUUCCCAUCUGCUUUAGUCAGCAUAAUAUCAUAAGCUAGACCAUGAGUACUUGAACAGUAGGGGGGCAAUGGGAACACUGUAGAAUCAGAUGAAAUACACUGCCUUGCUUGGCAAGAAUCUGCUUUGUUUCUGUGCACAUUUUCUUUUUUUUCUUAAUGAGGCUCUUAAAGACAAACAUGUUUUAUCUCAUUUGUUAACCCUUUGAGAUCAUGGCAACAUUUUGUCCUAUUUUUGACUUUGUGUUAUGAACUUGAGAAUUUUGUGUUGAUCUGGCAAUAUAUUUUUGAAAGUCAUAUUUAUUAAAUAUUUUGUAUGAAAAGAGAAUUAAAGUUGUCUUGGUUCUGGA